AUGCCAACAAUCCCACCAGAGUCCCUGCAGGCCGAAUACCGAUGCCCAACUGCUGCGUUGCCAUGGCAUCAUGGUUUGUCGCCGCAUCGGUUGAGCAUCGAUACUUGUGGUCUUGUAUUGCACCCAUGUAUGCAUCGAUUCGGUGAACUCUGCAACCAUUCGCCCUCGUCUAGUUAUCCCUCCUUUCGAUGGACUGUCUAG
Messenger RNA from Protopolystoma xenopodis, 201 nucleotides. The record is from the annotation of a GenBank genome assembly. Lineage: Eukaryota; Metazoa; Platyhelminthes; Monogenea; Polystomatidea; Polystomatidae.